UAAUUGAAGUAUAUAAUUAUGCUAAGUAUACAGAGUUGUUUGAAUUAAAGAACCCACUGUAGGAUUUAUCAUUUAUUUCUUUUAUAGACAUUGUAUUGGCUGCUGUUGCUAUUAGCACAGUGCUAGUUAGCUGCUUCUCUUUCUUCUUCUUUCAUUUUUCUUCUUCUCAUCUGUCAAACCACUUCCCAGAGGUUUUCAGGAAGUACAAAUGUAUGCUGGUAUCUGUUGACAUUGCACUGCUGACAGUAAACACUGAGCUGUGCCAACAGCCUCCUACAGUAUAUGUAUUCCAGCUCAUCAAAAAGACAUGAGGGCUUUCACACAGUGUCAUACUCCUGCAUCUCAGUUUGGGUUGACCUGCAGGCCCUUUUUAUUUUGAUUUGUCUGGUCACCAAAACAAGAAUCUCAAUGUGGAUGUGACACAGAAUGAAACUGAAAAUACUGCAUAAUGGACUGCCUACUUUCUUCUCUCACAACCCUCUUCACUAUUAUGCUUUUCAGCCCCCAUCCAUGCCUAUCACGCACUUGACUGGACUGGCUCAACUAGUUUAACAGUAUAUGGCAUGCAAACAACUGCACUCAUAAGGAAAGCUGAUAAGAGGGGCAGGACCAAUGCAUUUAUCGUAAAACAGCAGUGACAUUGCUUUUUGUACUGAUUACAAAGGCUAUAAAUCUUAGAGCUCAGUGACAUGAUGACGACAGCUACACCAGCCCACAUCAGCUCAGAACUGAAACUUGUUGUGCAUUUAAACCUUGCUUCAGACAGAGGAUGGACGCACAACAACAGGACAGGCUGAUCACAUGACCUGCAUGGAGAAAAGAUAAUGGCGCGUGUCCCACAGCUGCUCUUGGAAACUUUAGAGGAACUGGUUGCUGAACAGCUGAGGACCUUCCAGUUUUUUCUUUUCAGUGAUGUUCUUGAAGGAUUCCCACAUAUUCCAAAGUCUCGGGUUGACAGCGUGGACAGGCCAGGCACUGUGGAUGUUUUGGUGCAGACAUAUGGCUAUGAUGAUGCUGUUACUGUCACAGUGGAUAUACUGGUGAGGAUGAAACUAAAACUGUGCGCUGAAAAAUUAAAGAAGAAGUACGAUCAAGUUCCAAGCAAUCAACCUGGCAAAGGAAUCGACCACCAUGCAAUCCGAGACAAACUUAAAUCCACUCUGAGGGAAAAGUACCAAAAUAUUUUUGAGGGGAAUGCAGAUGAAGGGGACACUGUCUACCUCAACAAAAUCUACACUGAACUGCGCGUGAUCGAAGGAGCUUGGGGAGGCUUCACCGAGGAGCAUGAGGUCAGACAGCAGAGGUCCAGCCAUGUCACAACAGAAGAAACAUCAAUUAAGGUUGGCAACAUUUUCAAACCCAAGCCCAACCAAGAGAAGCACAUCAGAACUGUGCUUACCCAGGGUAUCCCUGGAGUGGGUAAAACUGUCUGUGCACAGAAGUUUACCCUGAGCUGGGCAGAAGGAGAUGAAAAUCAGGACAUCACCUUCCUCUUCCCACUUCCUUUCCGUGAACUGAAUCCCAACAUAGGCGAAAAAGAACACAGUCUGAUGCAGCUGCUUCACCAGUUCUUCCCUGAGAUGAAACCUCUUGAGACUCUGGGAACAGAAUGCAAAGUCUUGUUCAUCUUUGACGGCCUUGACGAGACUCUCCUGCCUUUGAACUUCAAGCACAACAAGGUCUUGAGAGAUGUGACAGAGCCAGCUUCACUGGAUGUCCUGAUCACAAACCUCAUCGCGGGCGAUCUGCUUGGGAACGCCCUCAUCUGGAUCACAUCCAGACCCGCAGCGGUCGGCCGUAUCUCUCGAAAACACAUCCAUCUGUGGACGGAAGUCAAGGGCUUCGCUAAUGAACAGAAGGAGGAAUACUUUAAGAAGCGUUUGUGUGACGAUAACCUCGCCUUCAGAAUCAUCAACCAUGUGAAGUCGUCAAGAAGCCUCUACAUCAUGUGUCAAAUACCAGUUUUCUGCUGGAUCACAGUGACUGUGAUGAAGAAAAUGUUGCGCGACAACUUGACAAGAGGCAUGCCCAAUACCCUGACAGAGAUGUAUGCAUAUCUCCUUCUCUGCCAGACAGACAGGAUGAUAGAAGGGCACUACCCAAUAGAAAGUGUCAAUGUAGUCUUGAAGCUAGCAGAGCUGGCGUACCGUCAACUGGAGAAGGGCAAACUGAUCUUCUACGAGGCAGAUCUGAAAGAAUGUGGCAUGGACGUCAAAGAGGCAACCAUCUACUCAGGAGUUUGCACCGAGGUAUUUAUGAUGGAGGGCACGAGGAGGCGAGAAGUCUUUAGCUUCAUCCAUUUGACCAUUCAGGAGUUUCUGGCAGCUGUGUAUGCUCAUCAUUCCUACAUGCAUAGAAAGGAUAAUGUUGUUCUUGGAUACCUGAAAAGGAUGUCUACAAGAUGGCUCCCCAAGUCUGUGUUCAAUUUUCACAAAACCACCAUUGAAAAAGCCUUGGAGAGUAAGGACGGACGCUGGGACCUCUUCCUUCGCUUUCUCAUGGGACUGUCGCUGAAGUCAAACCAGGAGCUCCUGGGUAGAAUACUUCAUUUGGAAGCAGAAGGAGAGGAAGAUGUGGCAAGAACUGUCCAGUUCAUCAAGGACAAAAUCAAAGAGGAACCAGAGGCCAAGCUCAACCUCUUCCACUGCCUGAGCGAGCUCAAAGAGGAGUCUUUGGUGCAGGAGAUCCAGAAUUUUGUGAGUUCUGGGAGGCUCGCAGCCAAAAAACUGACUCCGGUUCAGUGGUCUGCACUCACAUUUGAACUGAUGACGUCAGAGGCAACAGAGGAAGAGUUCGACUUGAAGAAGUACAUAAGAUCUGAAGAAGGAGUGGCGAAGCUGCUGACUGUCAUUACAUCCUCCACACGUGCUCUGCUAAAUCACUGUAACCUCACUGAGAACUGCUGUGAAGGUUUGGCCUCUGCACUGAGCUCAACCUCCUCUCACCUGACAGAACUGGAUCUGAGUGACAACAGCCUGCGGGAUUUAGGGGUGAAGCUGCUUUCUGUUGGAUUAGGAAGUCCACACUGUAAAUUGAAGAAGCUAAGAUUACAUAAGUGUGAACUGGAAGGAGUCUGCUGUAAGGCACUGGCUGGUGCUCUUGGCACAGAGUCAACCCAACUUACAGAACUGGACCUGAGUGCUAAUGACUUCCAGAAAACAGCAGUAAAGGCUCUGUGUGUGGGACUCUGCAGCCAUCACUGUAAACUGGAAACACUAAGGUUGAAUGAUUGCAAGCUGAAAGACAGUUGCUGUGAAGACUUGACUUUAGUUUUAAGCUCAGGCUCAUCUCACCUGAAAAAUCUUGACCUGAGCAACAACAGUCUGAAAGAUUCUGGUGUAUGUCUGCUUACUGCUGGACUGGGGAGUCCACAUUGCAGACUGGAAACACUCAGGCUCGGCUGGUGUGGCCUAACACAGAAAUGCUGCAAUCACAUUGGCUCAGCUCUCAGCUCUGACUCCGCCCUCCUAAAAGAGCUGGACCUGAGUGGGAACAACCUGCAUGGUCCAGACAUUCAGAUGCUAUGCGCUGGGCUGAGAAGUCCAAACUGUAAACUGGAGAAAUUAAGGUUAAAUGAAGGCAAUCUACAGAAAUGCUGUGCUGAUUUUGCCUCAGUCCUCAGCUCUGAUUCCUCUUACCUGCAAGUCCUCGAUCUGAGCGAGAACGACCUGCAAGACUCAGAGGUGAAGCUACUCUCUGCAGGACUGGCAAGUUCACACUGUAAACUGGAGACGUUAAGGCUGUCGUUCUGCGGAGUCACUGGGAAAGGCUGCACCUAUUUGGCUUCAGCGCUGAGCUCCAACCCAUCCUGCCUGAGGCAGCUGGACCUCAGCUACAACUUCCUGCAGGACUCUGGAGUGAAGCUGAUCUCAAUCCAUCUGGACAACCCGCUGUGUAAACUGGAAAAACUCAGUGUGGAGCACAACGCAGAGUGCUACUUGAAAUCAACAUUGAAAAACUAUGCAUGUACUCUGACGUUUGAUGCAAACACAGCUGCCAAGUCUCUCUUCCUGUACGACGGGGGAAAGCAGGUGACGUGGGUCAGGGAGAGACAGCAGUACCCGGAUCACCCCGAGAGGUUUGAGAGUGUCGACCAGUUGCUCUGUCUCCAAGACCUCACCCGGCGCCACUACUGGGAGGUGGAGUGGCGGGGACGCUGGGUGGAUGUCGCCGUGGCGAUGAGGGGAAUCCGUCGAAGGGCAAGCUCUCACCUCUGUGGGUUUGGCAGAACAGACCAGUCCUGGAGUCUGUACUGCUCUGAGGAUCGCUACAUCGCUCAGCACAACAGCCAGUCUGUGGAGAUACCGGCACCUCUCUCUCGCUCCCACAGGGUUGGAGUCUAUUUGGACUGGGCUGGUGGCACCCUGUCCUUCUACAGCGUCUCCUCUAGGACCCUCAGUCACCUUCACACGUUCUACAGCACUUUCACUGCGCCCCUCUACGCCGGGUUUGGGAUGGCAGAGGAAGACUGCUCUGUGAUAAUUUGUACAGAGCAGGGCAUGCCACAAUUAAUUUCUCGCUCAGCUAGUGCAGAAAGAGUUGUUGAGUUUUAAGUGCAGACGAUGACAGAAAAGAUUUCAGUUUAAUGGAGGACAUAGUGGACACAGACAUAAUGCUGGAAAAAGGAGAAUUAUGAAUUUACAGUCAGGCUCUAUGAACUUGCUGAUUUCAAACUUCAUUUGUAGAUGUCGAUGAAAUGUAUAGCCUAUGUAUGUAUACAAGCAUGGACACUGUAAGAAGGGUUACUGUAAAUUUGGUAGCAUCUUUCAUUAAAAAGGUUUCUCUCAAUAGCCAACUGCAAACUUUCAGCUGUAAUUUCCUACAUGCACACGAAUGCAUCACACACUGACAUGCUUUUCAAAUCCAAUGCAGCCAGUGAAGAAAGGCAAAAAUCAUCCAACAAGAUCCUGAAGGCUCUGUGGGGCUGUACAACAUGGAUGUAUUAAUAGACUUCUUCAAGCUGCUUGUAUUGCAGUUGUUACAAUCCCAUCUGAAAGAUAUGGACAUUUCAAAAAACAAUAAUGCAAAUUUGGUAACAUUUUUUGGCUGAACCGCAAUAGUGGGGCCAGCCCUAUAAUGGAGGCUGACUGACUUACUGAGUGAUUAUAGUUCCACUGUUGGUCAGCCUAAUGCCAUGUGACUGAAUUGGAGUUUCCCCAUUGGCCAUUGCCCUUUCAAAAUGAUUUGGCGCAAACGGUUUCAAUUAGGGCAGCGUUAACAACCUGUAGUGUUGGCUGUGCUAACUGCUAAGCUAAAGAGCCUUGCAAAUCUGGAUAGCAUGUAAACAACAGAAACACCAGCAACUGGAAAUGAGACGAUUCACUUACUGCAGCACAGUAAUAAAAGCCCUGUUAACUAAUAAAGGGUUUCUGUCCACUGAAAUGCUAGAAGGCUUUUAAUUUGAAAAAAUUGUGGGAGGUGUUUAGUUUGUAUAAGACAUUAUGCAGUAACUUUAAGAUGGUAACCAGGGGGAAAUGACCAAUUCUAUGUUAAACAGAGUGAAUAAGAAAAAAACACCUGCCUCUAAUACAAGCCUAUCUCAAAUAAAAAUCUGAUACCUUCUUCAGGUGAGGUAAAUAAAGGCCCCACCCACUUUUUGAGGAAAUGCAGUAGUUGAAAGGGCAUGAAAAAGUGGAAAAACUAGCUAAACAAGUACUAAGGAAAGGAAAUAUAAACAUCACUAUUAAACUAUCCAAACCAGAGGGAAAGAGCAUCACAAGGUAAAAUAUCCACACAGUACAUGCAAAUACAAAUUUCAUGACAGUUGUACGGAAGCCGUCAUACUUGCAAAUUUGUUUUUAUCCUGUUAUCUUAAGAUAACAAGUCUCGUAAAUCCCAGUAAGUCUCCUCCUUAGCAACAAUCCUCAGUAACUUGUUAGCUGACGAGGACUGAUCUGAAAAUGAUCUUGUUUGAAAAGACACAAUGUGAUUUCUGCCUUUGAUUGAAAUAUUUUCUGAUGCGUUGAUCAAUGCAUAGUUCGGAAAUUUCAGUUUACAGCAAGUCUACAUACUGGCUUGGCACAUCUGGUCUGUAAUUAAUAAUGUAAUGUACAAUGACAAAAUAAGUUUUGUUAUCUCGAGAUAACGGGAUAAUUAUCUUGUUAUCUCGGGAUAACUAGUUUGUUAUCCCGAGAUAACAGGGGGGAAAAAAAUUGCAAGUGUGGCCUUUCUCGUCUACCGUUCAAUCCGUCUGUGAGAUAUUUCCCUCAAAACCCCAAAUAUCAACCUCAAGGUGGUUCCAAAGGAAAAGUCCAGGGAUCACAAAAGUCACUGAUUCAUCCUCUGGGCAUCAUGAAUAACCAACAGUUGUCAAAACAUUAACAAACCCUCUGACCUUGCUAAUCACUAAGUACAAAUACUCAUGGUGAAAAUAUGGAGGAAAUUGUAAUCUUUGUAAUCUUUCUGAAUCUUUUAGGAGAAACAUUUUCUUCCAGGGAAGAGUGAAUUAUUGUUAGUGGAAAUCGCAGCCAAUUCUGAGUCUUGUAAUGUUAUUUUCCUUGAGCUGUGGAGC
Messenger RNA from Seriola aureovittata, 6511 nucleotides. RefSeq names its product NACHT, LRR and PYD domains-containing protein 12-like. NCBI's taxonomy places the organism in Eukaryota, Metazoa, Chordata, Actinopteri, Carangiformes, Carangidae. The transcript has 11 exons. The record is from RefSeq and is a predicted model, not a curated record. Gene Ontology annotation, molecular function: protein binding. The coding region runs from base 825 to 4553 and encodes 1242 amino acids.